Messenger RNA from Entrophospora candida, 783 nucleotides. The record is from the annotation of a GenBank genome assembly. NCBI's taxonomy places the organism in Eukaryota, Fungi, Glomeromycota, Glomeromycetes, Entrophosporales, Entrophosporaceae.
AUGGAUUCUUUUGUCUUAAAAAGCACAAGUUUAUUCAACAAUAACAAUAAUGAUUCAUUAACAUUCUCACCAUUCAUUUCAUCCACACCUUUCUCUUCAUGUGAUGUACCCAAGAUUUCCGGUUUACAAGCUGAUCAAAAUCGUUUAGUUUCUACGUCACCCUUUCUUGGACUCCAUAAUUCUUCUAAAGCUUUUCAACAUAAUAAUCUACCAAAUAAUAGUAUUGAUAGUAGUACAAAUGAUAAUGAUCAAAACCUCAAUCAUCAAAAUGUUAAACAAACAAGUGAAGAAUUACAACAUGAUCACAAAAACCAACAAUUAUUGCCAUCUCAAUUACUUUCAAGUAAUUCACCGUAUUAUUUAGUAAAUAAAACAUGGACAAUGGGAAACAGAAACCUAUUAAGGAGACUUGCUAGAGUUUCUCAUGACAAUUUUCAUCCAUAUAACAGAAGAACCGUAAAUAAUAUAGAUGAUGCAUCAAAAAUAUCUGCAGAUGCAUAUUCCGCAAUACAAUAUCAAGGUUAUGAUUGGAGUCAUAAAUCGAUCGAUUUUGGCCAAGGGAAAAAAUCAUCAUAUGCAUCAGUAUCUAGACGUGAAUUUCAACUUAAAACAGUAUCUAAAGUUAUAGAUAUAUGUGGUGAAAAUAUUCCUGUGAGUGUACCUCCCAUAUCAAUUUGGUCUCAGCCACAAAGGUUUGCUAAAAAAGCAAUCAAAUAUUUGGAGAAAGUUGAUGCAGUUUCAGAUGAUGAAACAGAUAUUCCAAAUUUCGAAGAAGGAGACUAG